GAUUGCAUUAGAGAUCGGGUGGAAAAAGUGGUAACACUAGCGCUGUCUCUAUUCUACGGGUAUUUAGUGUUGCUUUUCUCGAUCGUUAGCGUCAUUAGGAAUAGGAGUAAGUUUUUUCAGGUCCGGCGCCGGGAUGUGAGCCCCGACUGUCUCAGGGAUCCCGCACUCGGCACACAUCACUUCAUACAAUUGAGGGACGUAAAACUGCAUUACGUGUCAAAUGGGGACGAAAACAAUCAGACAAUGCUUUUCAUACACGGAUUCCCAGAGUUUUGGUACUCUUGGAGGCAUCAGAUCCGGGAGUUCGCCAAAGACUAUCACGUGAUAGCAGUGGACAAUCGGGGUUACGGCGAUUCAGACAAACCGUCCGGUAUUGGCAACUAUACGAUCGACAAACUGGUCGAAGACAUACGGGAACUGUUGGCCGCACUCGACAAACAGGACAUCGUAUUGGUAGCGCACGACUGGGGCGGUGCUAUCGCCUGGAACUUCGCGGCCAAACACCCGUCACUAUUGGAUCGGUUGGUCGUAUUAAACGGACCGCACCCGCAGGCCUUCGCCGACGUGAUCCAGAGGUCUUGGAAGCAGUUCUUCAGCUCGUGGUAUAUGUUUUUCUUUAACCUACCGCUUCUGCCGGAACUGGUGCUCCUGAGUAACGAUCUGAGCCUAUUGGCCGACUUUAUGGUGUCGGCCGACGGACACCAGAUGCUCACCACCGAAGACAUAGAGGCCUAUAAAUACAUGUUUUCAAAGUAUAAUAGCCUCACGUGUCCAUUGAAUUAUUACCGCGCGGUUAUGCGUAAAUACCCGUCGGAAAAGCCCCGCUCUUUACAGAUUACUGUUCCCACACUUUAUAAUAGCCUCACGUGUCCAUUGAAUUAUUACCGCGCGGUUAUGCGUAAAUACCCGUCGGAAAAGCCCCGCUCUUUACAGAUUACUGUUCCCACACUUGUUAUUUGGGGCAAACGUGAUAUAGCAUUAGUGCCACAAUUGGCUGACACCUCGCGCCGAUAUGUCAAUGACAUGACACUGCAGUACAUCGAGAACUGUUCCCAUUGGACACAAAUGGAUCAGCCGGUGAUUGUCAACCAAUAUAUCAGACAAUACUUAACCGCUAAACGAGAUUAACAUAGCUUUUAACAAAACAUAGAAUUAACAGUAAUUGAAAUAAUUUAUG
Molecule: messenger RNA, 1177 nt
Organism: Medioppia subpectinata
Lineage: Eukaryota; Metazoa; Arthropoda; Arachnida; Sarcoptiformes; Oppiidae
Source: the annotation of a GenBank genome assembly